Arachis stenosperma is the source of this 993-nucleotide messenger RNA. RefSeq names its product probable phospholipid hydroperoxide glutathione peroxidase. Gene Ontology annotation, molecular function: glutathione peroxidase activity. Bases 51 to 776 code for a protein of 241 amino acids. Gene Ontology annotation, cellular component: cytosol. NCBI's taxonomy places the organism in Eukaryota, Viridiplantae, Streptophyta, Magnoliopsida, Fabales, Fabaceae. The transcript has 6 exons. The record is from RefSeq and is a predicted model, not a curated record. Gene Ontology annotation, biological process: response to oxidative stress.
AGAGUGCAGUAUGCGGAGAAAAGACGCUAUAUAAAUUAGUUGGAUCUUCAAUGCUUUGUAGUUCAACUCGUAUCUUGUUCGGCAGAGGCAUAAGGAGAGUGGUUCCACCCCUUUCUUCUUCUAUUAACUAUUUGAUCAAUCCUAAAGCCAAAACCCUUUCACUCUCUCGGCCUUAUCAGCGGCAUCAUCAUAUCUCGUUCUUCAAAUCAAUCCCAACUCUAACUCCAACUCCAACUCCGUUGCGAUUUAGUUUGAAAACAGAUCACACCAUGGCCAGCCAAUCAUCUCCUCCCAAAUCAGUCCACGAUUUCACCGUUAAGGAUGCGAGGGGAAAUGAUGUUAAUCUUGGAAACUACAAAGGGAAGGUUCUUCUCAUUGUCAACGUUGCCUCACAAUGUGGCUUGACCAAUUCUAAUUAUACAGAGCUGAGUCAAUUGUACGAAAAAUACAGGGCGAAAGGUCUUGAAAUCCUGGCAUUUCCUUGCAAUCAGUUUGGGGCACAGGAGCCUGGAACUAAUGAGCAGAUAGUAGAAUUUGCUUGCACUCGCUUCAAAGCUGAGUAUCCCAUUUUUGACAAGGUGGAUGUGAAUGGUAACGAUGCUGCUCCACUGUAUAAGUAUCUUAAAUCAAGCAAAGGUGGACUCUUUGGGGACAACAUAAAAUGGAACUUCUCCAAAUUCCUUGUUGACAAAGAGGGCAAUGUUGUGGAUCGUUAUGCACCCACUACUUCUCCUCUAAGCAUCGAGAAGGACAUAAAGAAGCUGUUGGAUGCGUGAAGCCAAGAUUAUAGCUUGGAGAAAAACCAUCAAAUGAAUAAUCAUUAGAAUAUGUAAAACGUGAAUAACAAAAUCUACUGCAGAUGUAUUGCUUAGCUCAGCAUCAUAAAAUUGUGUACUUGCUUCUACCGUUUAAGUGAAUUUGGUUGUUAAAACAGUAUCCUUUUGUUCCUGGUUAAAUAUGAUGCUAUUCUGUCUUGGUUUUAUGUUUCUACAA